ACAAAAUGGCGGGCGACAGUUGAGCUGCAGCCAAAAAGAUUGUCAUGCUUGUAAAAGCGUAUUUUGGAAGGUUUGGAAAAGUCUGUCAACAUGACCACUGAGAGUGUUGUAGAAAGCCCACAACUCAGACUAUCAAGAGUUACGUCUGUAAAUGAUGAAGAUUAUGCCUCUCUUCAUUGGCCAAAGCUAGAAGGUGCGAUUCAAUUAAUAUUACAACAGAAUCCUGGCGAAUUUAUUCCGAUUUCGUACGAAGAAAUGUACAGCACUGUGUACAAGUGUGUGUGCCAACAAUAUGCCGAUAAAAUGUACUGCAACCUUAUUGAACUUGUAACUUCCUAUCUCAAACGUGUUGCAGAAGAACUACAGGUAAAUAACUGUUUACAAAACCGAUUUUAUGUUAUACCAAAGCUUCACACUGAUUUGAAGACAGAACUGUGGAAACUCUUCACAAAUCUUGUUGCUGACAAUACAUUACUCUUUGAAGUGAUCGAGCAGGUGUCGUCCAGGCCAUUUGGGGUGGACCCACAGGUCAUGAUGUCCAUUAUCAAAGGACUCUACUCACUGAAACCAGAAUUUUCUACACGCAAUCCAGUAUUGUUUGCAAGAUUCAUUCCCAACCUUUUGCCUCCAACACAAUGUGAUCAACUACCAAGUAUAAUUCAAGAGGACCGUUUGUUACAAGAGAACCUGGUAACUAGUCAGGGCUUCACUAGGGAAGACACAGGCAAGAAAAGAAGAGGUGAAGAUUUUCACGGCAGAUAAAAAGAUAAUCAAAUGAGCGAACUCGAAUAUAUCUGGAGGCGGAUGAACGUCGAGAAGGGAACUGGGACUAAGAAGGAAAUAACCAGCUGUCCCUUGCAUGUUCAUGCCAUAUCAGCGGAUUCACCCAUGGAAGGGACGAUUCAGUGUAGCAUAUACUAAGACUUCAGUGCAAACAUUAUGGUAGUUGAAAUCUUUUUUAUUGGUUAAUACACAAGAGGUCAAACAUGUCGUUUUCUGCCCCUUGCAUGGCCCCUCUUCCAAGCAAAAAUAUUUCCUUAAUCAUCCAGAACGAUGGAGACCUGUUUGAGACGUUUUUGAAUAAUUUUCUUAAGCAGAAGCCUGAAUCUUUUUUAUUCUCCUUACUAGCUGUGAAGAUUCCUGUUAAUGUUUGAUUUGAGAAUUUGGUUUCACAUCAGCGUGCCGAGGUAAAGUGCGAAUUAAGUACGGGUUGCGAAAUAAUGCUUUGCAAUGUGGAUGAAUGAAGUAUGUUGGUGAACAAUAGACUAACAAUGAGAUGAAUUUGUAAAAAAAAUGAAA
Molecule: messenger RNA, 1299 nt
Organism: Orbicella faveolata
Lineage: Eukaryota; Metazoa; Cnidaria; Anthozoa; Scleractinia; Merulinidae
Product: CDK2-associated and cullin domain-containing protein 1-like
Biological process (GO): ubiquitin-dependent protein catabolic process; positive regulation of protein kinase activity; G1/S transition of mitotic cell cycle
Molecular function (GO): ubiquitin protein ligase binding; protein kinase binding
Source: RefSeq, a predicted model, not a curated record